Molecule: messenger RNA, 573 nt
Organism: Fusarium sp. VM40
Lineage: Eukaryota; Fungi; Ascomycota; Sordariomycetes; Hypocreales; Nectriaceae
Source: the annotation of a GenBank genome assembly
AUGAGAAUCCCUUACGUUUCUAACCCCCCUGAGACCAAGACGGAGGAACAUGCCGCCAUUGUGAAGCGUAUAGAAGAACGACGUAACCCCCGUCCUCUCCAAUCCUUGGACUUGGCUCUUCUUCAUUCGCCUCAUGUUGCUGACGGCUGGAACUCAUUCCUCGGCGCUGUACGCACCAAGACGUCUAUAAGUGACGAUUUGCGCGAGCUUUCCAUUUCCCGGGUUGCUGUUUGCAACAAGGCGUGGUAUGAGUGGAAGCACCACGCUCCUUUGGCAGUCAAGGGCGGUGUUUCUGAGGCUGGACUCGAGGCUAUCAAGCAGGACACCCUGGGUGAACGACCUGCUGAGCUAUCGGAAAAGCAAUGGGCUGUGCUGCUUUUCACGGAUGAGAUGACGAGGAACGUCCAGGUUAAAGAUGAGACAUUCGAUCGUCUGCGAGAGUUCUUCAACGAGCAAGAGAUUGUUGAGAUCACGGCAACGGUCGCAUGCUACAACUGUGUAAGCCGUUUCUUGGUGGCACUCGACGUCGGAGAGAGGAACGGUACUGGCCCAGAAGCUGUCUCGGAUCAUUGA